AUGCUCCGGUCUGACAAGGUUAUCUCUAGGACGGGUGUGGUAGGCAUUGUGCUCUGCUUUGCCCUCGGCAUUGCCAACAUCUUCACACUACAUGCUCUGCGCAUCGUGUUUAGUGUUCUCUGCCUCUGCUCCGCGUUUGUCCUGAUCUUCGUUGAAAUCCCCUUCCUCCUCCGCAUCUGUCCCACGUCCGGCAAGUUCGAUGAGUUCAUUCGCCGCUUCACCACCAACUGGAUGCGCGCCGCCAUGUACACCAUCCUGAGCGCUAUCCAAUGGGCCAGUCUUUGCAGCGGCGCCUCGAGUCUGAUUGCUGUUGCGGUGGUGCUCAUCAUUGCGGCGGCCUUCUAUGCGCUGGCCGGCCUUAAGAGCCAGGAGUUUGUCGGUAGCAAGACUCUGGGAGGCCAAGGCAUUGCGCAGAUGAUCGUCUGA
Penicillium alfredii is the source of this 426-nucleotide messenger RNA. Its product is annotated as Tvp18 family protein. Gene Ontology annotation, biological process: vesicle-mediated transport. Bases 1 to 426 code for a protein of 141 amino acids. Gene Ontology annotation, cellular component: Golgi membrane. The record is from RefSeq and is a predicted model, not a curated record. The transcript is spliced from 2 exons. NCBI's taxonomy places the organism in Eukaryota, Fungi, Ascomycota, Eurotiomycetes, Eurotiales, Aspergillaceae.